Messenger RNA from Etheostoma cragini (Arkansas darter), 3330 nucleotides. It is a transcript of the gene itcha, whose product is annotated as itchy E3 ubiquitin protein ligase a. The transcript has 24 exons. The record is from RefSeq and is a predicted model, not a curated record. Gene Ontology annotation, biological process: protein K29-linked ubiquitination; protein K48-linked ubiquitination; ubiquitin-dependent protein catabolic process. Lineage: Eukaryota; Metazoa; Chordata; Actinopteri; Perciformes; Percidae. The coding region runs from base 307 to 2913 and encodes 868 amino acids. Gene Ontology annotation, molecular function: protein binding; ubiquitin protein ligase activity.
GCCACGUUCUUUCAGGCAGGCUUUGGUCGUGUCAAUGUUAGUGAUAGAACUAAGUGCAGUGGCAAUAUAGUUGUUUUUUUGCAGAAAAAAGAGGUCAGGCGACAUUUGGGUACUAAGGAUAUACUAUUUUACUUUUAAAAGCUAGUACCGGAAACGAUCUUGUUCUAGCUAGCGGAACACUGCUAAUAGAAGGCAGCUAGCUACCUGUCAACAACCUAGGCUGAAACUGUAGUCUGUGUGGCCCAUUAUCGUCUGCUUCUACCAGGUCAGUGUAUCCAAACAAGGCUGCUGUGUUAUGGAUGAACCAUGAAGGCCCAAUUACAAGUCACAGUGCUCUCAGCCAAGCUGAAGGAAAACAGGAAGAACUGGUUUGGUCCCAGUCCCUAUGUUGAGGUAGUUGUGGAUGGCCAGUCAAAGAGGACUGAGAAGUGCAACAACACGCACAGUCCCAAAUGGAAGCAGGCUGUCACAGUAAUUGUGACUCCGGUCAGCAAACUGAUUUUUCGUGUGUGGAGCCACCAGACACUGAAAGCAGAUAUCCUGUUGGGAAUGUCCAUACUAGAGAUCAGUGAGACCCUAAAGGCUAAUGACCUGAAAUUAUGUGAGGUGGUGCAGACACUGCAGCUGUGCUCUGAUAGAGACCCUCAGGAUAUUGUAGGUGACCUGUCAGUCUGUUUGGAUGGCAUGCAAGUAGACCCAGAGAGUUUUGCCUCGGCAGAGAGAGAACAUGCUACUGUUCGAAAUGGGAAUGCAAGACAAAAUGGAAACACUGGCAACAGGUCAAGCAGAGACACAUCUCCUUCCAGUGACUCAGAGGAGUGGGUAAUUGUACCAAAUGGUCAUGCUGUCAAUGGCACAGGUUCUCCUGCUCGAUCUCCAGGGGGCUCCAACGCCUCCCGUCCUCCCAGACCCGUCCGACCUCCACCUCCUACGCCUCGCAGACCGACAGCCUCACCAACCUCUUCUAGCAGUUCCUCCCCUAGUGAGCUGAGUGAAGGUCCAGCUUCCGAUGGCUCCUCUCAGUUGUCAGCUAGUGGGUGUACAAAUCAGCCGGAUGACUCAUGCGCAAAAACAGCAGCGGCAGGUUCUCUACAGACAGCAAGUGGCCCCAAACCAGAGACUUCUGCCUCAGCAGCUCUGGCCACAACCACUCCCAGAAUCGCACCCAUGAGCAACGGUCCCUUACCACCAGGGUGGGAGCAAAGGGUGGACCAGAACGGACGUAUGUACUUUGUGGAUCACAUUGAGAAAAGGACAAGCUGGGAAAGGCCUGAUCCUCUCCCUUCAGGGUGGGAGCGCAGGGUGGACCCAAUGGGUAGGGUGUACUAUGUUGACCACAUAACCCGAACUACUACGUGGCAACGCCCCACGCAGGAGUCUGUGCGUAACUAUGAAGAGUGGCAGCACCAGCGCAGCCAGCUGCAGGGAGCCAUGCAGCAGUUUAACCAGAGGUUCAUUUAUGGGCUCCAAGACCAGUUGGCAGCCACAGCCAACAAAGAGUUUGACCCGCUGGGACCUCUGCCACAUGGUUGGGAGAAGAGAACGGACUCCAAUGGAAGAGUGUAUUUUGUUCAUCACCCGACUCGGGCAACACAGUGGGAGGACCCUAGGACACAAGGGCUGCUGAAUGACAAGCCCCUGCCGGAGGGUUGGGAGAUGAGGUUCACUGUGGAUGGUAUUCCCUACUUUGUAGACCACAACAGGCGAACCACAACCUACAUUGAUCCUCGCACGGGGAAGUCCUCACUUGAGAAUGGGCCACAGAUAACCUAUGUCAGGGACUUCAAAGCCAAAGUGCAAUACUUUAGGUUCUGGUGUCAGCAAUUGUCCAUGCCUCAGCACAUUAAGAUUAACGUCUCCAGGAAAACCCUGUUUGAGGAUUCAUUUCAGCAGAUCAUGAGCUUUCACCCUCAAGAUCUGAGGCGGAGACUGUGGAUCAUUUUCCCUGGAGAGGAAGGUUUGGACUACGGAGGUGUGGCCAGGGAAUGGUUCUUUUUGCUCUCUCAUGAAGUGCUGAACCCCAUGUACUGCUUGUUUGAGUAUGCUGGCAAGGACAACUACUGUCUGCAGAUCAACCCUGCCUCCUACAUCAACCCUGAUCACCUCAAGUACUUCAAGUUCAUAGGACGCUUCAUUGCCAUGGCCUUGUUCCAUGGCAAAUUCAUCGACACAGGUUUUUCCCUGCCCUUCUACAAGCGUAUUCUGAACAAACCUCUGGCUCUCAAAGACCUGGAGUCCAUAGAUCCAGAGUUUUACAACUCACUUAUCUGGAUCAAGGAUAACAACAUAGAGGAGUGUGGUCUGGAGAUGUUCUUCUCUGUUGACAAGGAGAUUCUAGGUGAGGUCACCACCCAUGAGCUGAAACCAGAUGGAGGGAACAUCCAAGUAACUGAGGAAAAUAAGGAGGAAUACAUCAGGUUGGUGGCAGAGUGGAGGCUGUCCAGAGGUGUCGAGGAGCAGACUCAAGCAUUCUUUGAGGGCUUCAAUGAAGUUUUGCCCCAGCAAUACCUUCAAUACUUUGAUGCUAAGGAAUUAGAGGUGAUGCUGUGUGGGAUGCAGGAGAUAGACCUGAUGGACUGGCAGCGCAGCACAAUCUACAGGCAUUAUGCCCGAAGCAGCAAACAGAUCCUCUGGUUCUGGCAGUUUGUGAAGGAGAUGGAUAAUGAGAAGAGGAUGAGACUGCUGCAGUUUGUCACAGGAACCUGUCGCCUUCCUGUGGGUGGCUUUGCUGACCUGAUGGGAAGCAACGGCCCUCAGAAGUUCUGCAUUGAGAAAGUGGGCAAAGAGAACUGGCUUCCACGAAGCCACACAUGCUUUAAUCGUCUGGACCUCCCUCCUUAUAAGAGCUAUGAGCAGCUAAAGGAGAAGCUGAUGUUUGCCAUAGAGGAGACAGAAGGCUUUGGGCAGGAGUAACAGGAGGAUCGGAUGGGACUGGGUGGACUUGGAUGCAAGAUCCAUUAUAGACAAGAGCAAUGCAUUCCCCAAUUUCCCUUGCACUCAGAAUCUGCUUAUGAACUGGUAGAUGGACAUACACAUCUUUAUUUUCUCACAUUAACAUGAUUAGCAACAAUUGUUUAGAAGCUUUUUUUUGUCAAUAAUUUAUUUUGCAAGAAAUUUGUGAAUCCCCAUCAAUCUGUUUCACUUGUCACCUUCAUGAUCCACCUGAAUCAAGCUGAUGUCCCUUCGCCCUGGUCAGCCCACUAUCAGGCGAUGGAGGUAGUAGACAUGCCUUUCUCACCCUAUCAUGUCUGCACAGCCGCAUUGUGGGUCUAUGCACUAGAAUUGGUCAUUUUAGAGAAAAGAACUAUAUUUGUGCAUUUUGACUUAAAA